Molecule: messenger RNA, 1045 nt
Organism: Exaiptasia diaphana
Lineage: Eukaryota; Metazoa; Cnidaria; Anthozoa; Actiniaria; Aiptasiidae
Product: protein phosphatase 1 regulatory subunit 27-like
Exons: 1
Coding region: 372-836 (154 amino acids)
Molecular function (GO): protein binding
Source: RefSeq, a predicted model, not a curated record
AGAAGAAGCUUUUAACCACCAAGACUGUACUAUGGUCAACAUCCUUCCAUAGAAAGAACUUAUAAUGUAGCUGGAGUUUUAACUUAAGGUUUAUACACGAACAACUAAGUGCAGUAGAACAUUAAGAAACACAGCCUUAAAGGUCUGUACAYAAAGAGGAAGCCGGAGAAGACGCUUUGCAUGCAGUAAUUGAACCGUAUGUUGUUCCUUCAACACAAGUUAUGAACAUCUUUAAAUUUCCAGUUCUUCACCAAACCAAGAUACAUAGAAACACUUCGGACACUUUUCUCUAGUCAGUAUAGAUAUAUAAACAAUUAUUCAAGUCGAGGAACUUCAACUUACAUAAAGACAAUUUUGUACAAUUGGAAAAUAUGGCUGCAGAGCCUGUAAGGCAACAGAAGAAAACAGAACCAGCCGACGUGUUCCGCUUUCCAGAGGAACUUAUAGUCCGUGAGACUGUUCCUGGCCAAGAGAUAACAAAAGAGCUUGAAGAAAUAAUGCAAUCUACGGUCAAAUUCGAAGUUAACUUCUUCAAUGACUACGGACACACUGUCUUAGGAACAUCAGCAUUUCUCGGCAGUUUAAGAUGUUGUCAAGUUCUUGUUCAUCUUGGCGCAGAGGUUGGCAAGCAAGAUGUGGAUGGAUGGACGGCGCUGCACUAUGCUUUAGCCAAAGGAUAUCUUGACAUUGCACGAUAUUUGAUUCUAAAUGGGGGGGACUUGUUUACGAUAAAUAAUGACGGGGAUACGGCACUUGACUUCAUUGGAGACAGACAACUUAAGGAGGCACUGAUCUGUUACCAGCAAAAGUGUUUGAGCUCACAUGCCGAAUUGUGAAGCGAAAUUUAAGUGUAUUGUAAACGUAAAACAUCUUCAAAUUUUUACAUUUAGCCUGUGUAUUUCUCUUUUGCAUCCUUUUUUGUUUGUUUGUUUGUUUGUGUUCGGUUUUUAACACAAGUAUUCACACAGUAAAGAUCAAUCAUGUAGACCCUCUGCUUAUACAAACCACUUAAUAUGUACCCUUUAACAGGAUUUUAUUGACAAAU